Paramacrobiotus metropolitanus is the source of this 2199-nucleotide messenger RNA. Its product is annotated as protein disulfide-isomerase A4-like. Gene Ontology annotation, cellular component: endoplasmic reticulum. Gene Ontology annotation, molecular function: protein disulfide isomerase activity. The record is from RefSeq and is a predicted model, not a curated record. Gene Ontology annotation, biological process: response to endoplasmic reticulum stress; protein folding. Lineage: Eukaryota; Metazoa; Tardigrada; Eutardigrada; Parachela; Macrobiotidae.
ACCUUUUUGCCCUUAGCUACUUAUUUGGUGCGGUAGCAUGCAUGGUAAACUUACAAUUAUCGCAUGUUAGGAAGUGGCACGACGGGGCUUGAGAUAAACCGGGAUAAAUAAAUUGUGCCGAGAAAAUGGAGCCGACUCUUCCCUUUAAUUUCGGACGAUGGCUUCUAUAUCUCCUGGUUUUUCCAUUUUUAGUUCAUAGCAAAUCGGAUAAUGUGGGUCAGGAUAGCUAUCCCAAGAUGGACAUCAAGUUGGACAAUGAGGUUUACGUAAUGACAGAAGAUAACUUCCACCAUUUGAUACAAGGACACGAAACCGGUUUGGUUCUGUUCCAUGUGCCAUGGAACGCGCAAUACCGAAGCAUGCUGCCGGAAUACGAAAAGGUUACGAAAAAAGUCAACGAUGAACUUCCGUCAGUGUUGAUGGGCAAAUUGGAUGUGUCGCUUCAUCCGGAAAUCGCCGAACAAUUAGAUAUCCGUGGCGAUGAGCCGCAGUUCUUGUUCUUCCAUCAAGGAAAACCGUACAAUUAUGAGGACUUUAAAAGCUAUUCGGCUCUGUUGGAGAGUCUUCGUUUGCACGCUGGCCACAUUUGGUUUCCACCACGGCCGCAUCCGGAACUUGUGCCCGAGCUGACCCAACACGAAUUCCAGCAGACGAUUAAAGGUCUGGAUUUUGCUGUUGUGGCUUUCUAUAGAGCAAACUGUCCAUCUUGUGUGCGUCUUUUGCUGGAAUACGAAACCGCUGUAGUCAAUCUAACUGACAAAGUUACCGAUAAAAUCCGAUUUUUCAAGACGAAUUUGGAUGAUGCUCCCAGUUUGACGUCAGAAUAUGAAAUCACUGAUGUUCCCACGCUGAAAGUGUUCCGGAAAGGCAAAGUGUUCGGUUUCAAUUCCCGCGAAAAGCUGUAUCCCGCCAUAUUGCAAUACAUCAAUCGCCAAAUGCAACCGCCGUAUAAGCAAUUAAAAUCCAUCGAAGAAGCGGAAGGAUGGAUCCGUAGUUAUCCCAAUAAAGGCGCGGUCCUCGGUGUCUUUGAUACCGACAAGCAUGAAAAUAUGGAAGUCUUUUUGGACGUUGCUAAUUAUUUGCGCGAUCAGCUGAAUUUUGCGUUCGUCAAAUCAAAAGCGCCGACCGGAGACUGGCAGAUCAGCGUAUACCCUCCACUUCGCCACGUUUCUCCUGCCGACAAGAAAAAUACAUUUUCAACGAGAAACCAUACUGAACACCUUGUGGAUUUCAUUAAGAAGAAAAGCCGACCAUUGGUCGGACAGCGUACGAUGCGCAACAAGGACACUCUGUAUAACGAUCGCCCGCUCCUUAUUGGUUACAUGAACGUGGACUGGAGUAAAGCACGGGAACAUGAUACGCAGUACCACCGUGACAAAAUCUCUCAGAUGGUGCAUGGCUUUCCCGAAUUUACAUUCUGCAUUUCUGACAGAAAUGAAUUUAAGCAUGAACUUGUGCGAAUGAAUCUGGAGCAGCACAAAGAGGAUGUGCUGCUUGGGUUAAUUGGAAAGAAUGGUGAAUACUAUGCUGGACCGGUGGUGGACAUCAUGAAUUUGAAACUCUUAACCGAUUUUGCCAGCAAUUAUCAAAAAAAUAAACUGAAACCCUUCCACCGCACCCAGUCUCCACCCACACAUGAUGACAGCGAUGACUACGCGGUCAAAGUGAUUGUCGGUGCCACGUUCCGUAAACUGGUACUGCGGCACGACAAGGAAGUUCUGCUCCUGAUGCACCGUCCCAGUUGUCCAGCCUGCAAGAAAGCCAUGAACACAUUCCACGAUAUUGCUGAAGAGAAGGAGUAUCCGCAUGUGGUGUUUGCCACCAUGGACACCUAUGGGAACGAUGCACCGGCUCGCUUUACGACGAAUACCACGUAUCCAAUGAUGUAUUUCGUCUCCUAUGAUAAAAGCCUUCCCCCCGUUCCCUAUCCUACAAGAAUCUUCACCAAAGAAAAAAUGAAAGAAUUUAUUGAAAAUAAUGCUCAUAAGCACAAAGUUCGAACAGAACUCUAGAUGGCUAAAGUUGUGUUAUAAUUUUGUUUCUUUGUGUGAGUAUUCGAGGAAAAGCCAUGCAAAACAUUUUUUGGGAUCCUCUGCUUUGCAUGAUUGGAUUUUACCAAUAUAUUUGUUUCAGAUCUUCUUUUUAAAUCUGUUUGUUGUGACCAACAUUUUGUGAUUAAAAUUAACAGAACCUGCACAA